AUGGCCAAGGAGAAGCUCGGCUUCAAGAUCCAGGGGAAGACCGUCUCCUACGAGGGUCACCCCGAGCGUCGCCCAAGGGACCUGAUGGACAUCUUGGUCAAAAUGGGUGUCGGCGAAGCUGGCGUGGUGACCACCUUUCGCGAAAAUAUUGAGAACCACCGGGAGUUCACCGACGAGCAGGUGAUGGUGAUAUACAACGAAGCAAAAAUGACGCGCGAGAAGAAGGCUCGCGCGAAGGCCGGCAACCAGGGUGACUCAGCCGCUGCCGCCGCCGCUCCGUCGGGCGCCGCCGAUGAGGCGGAGAAGCCGCAGAAGAUCCUUCUUUCCUACCGCGGCAAGCAGCUUUCCUACAUAGGUUUGCCCAGCGGCAAGCGCAACGCCGUGCUGCAACUCCUCUCCAAGCAAGAGGAGCUCACCCGGGAGCUUGCAGUGGAGACGUUCCGCACGAACCUGCCCAGUGAUCCGUCCACGGAGGAGGAGAUUUGGAUCUUGGUGCAGGCAGUCAAAGAUCGCAAGAGUAGGAAGAGCCAAGCGAAGGGUCAGGAUGGCGAAAGGUCCCGCGGUAACGGUGCGACUGGGUCGCUUGGGGCAGGCAGCAGCGCCAUGGACAGCAUAACCGGUAUGUCCGAGAGGGAGCGCGACGACCUGAACAACUUCAUUCUUCAGGUGCUGCAGCAGCCGGCGCCGGAUGUGGCCGCCCUCUUACAUGAGAAUCCGAAACCGCGCAAAGACGAAGACAAUGCGGAGCUGGCACUGACAGCGCGCAUGUCGGGUAAGAUUCCGGUUUACCUGCAGGAAGAGAACACCAGCAGCACGAAGCUCAUCUACGCCACGCCCCACAUGAGCUUCGAAGAUUUUUCUACCAUUGUCGAGAAGAAGUGUGGCCGCAAGGUGUCGCUGUCCUUCUACGACGGUGACGACCUCAUCAUGAUGGAUGAUGACGACGUGCUGGCCAUGUUUCUCGAAAUGACGGUGCAGAACGACCCAAAGAAGGUGCGCCUCAUUUGCUCCAACCCUGGAGUCCCAAGGAAGGCGGCGAAUGACCGGAUGAUGGAAAACCGUCAAAAUACCCUCAGCGGUCCUCCGCAGGUCUCAACGACCAAGGCAUUGGCGUACUCGAACGGCGAGCUCAACGUCGCGGAGACUCGCACCUACUUUGGCCACUCUCUUGCCGUCUACUGCUGCUGCUUCUCGCCCAGGGGCGACAUGUUCGUUACGGCCAGUCGCGACCGCACCGUCCGCCUGUGGAACUUGCGCACCGGUGUCUCCACAGUCAUGAAAGGCGGGCACAACGGCUUUGUGCUGUCUUGCGACUACUCGCCAAAGGGCAACCGCGUCGCUUCCUCUUCUGAUGACCGCACUAUCAAACUGUGGAACACGUCGUCAUGCAACAAGGUUGCCACACUCAAAGGGCACGAGGACAAGGUAUACUGCGUCAAGUACAACUCUAGCGGAGAUCUCCUCGUGUCCGCCUCUUGCGACACCACAGUGCGCGUGUGGAACGCCGAAAGUCAGGCGAAGCUGGUGACGCUGAGGGGCCACACCCUCGCCGUUUUUUCGUGCGCCUUCAGCAACAGCGAUAAUGGAAAGUUCGUCGUCUCCGGCAGCGAUGACCGCGUUAUAAAGCUGUGGGACUGGGGCGCCGGCAGAGAGAUCCUGUCGCUGGUGGGUCACAUCGGCACCGUGUGGACGGUUGUCUUCUCCCACAACGACAGGUAUGUUCUCAGUGGCAGCAUGGACUAUGAGCUCAUUCUCUGGGAUUCAAUGACUGGCGCUCGCCUGCGCUCGAUGGACGGGCACAAGACAUCGGUACACCACGCCAUCUUCUCCGAGGACGACGCGUACAUCUUCUCCUGCGCCCGCGACUGGAGCGUCAUGGUGUGGCGCACCGAAGAUGGCGAGCAUGUAGAGACCAUCAUUGGUCACCUCAGCACUGUCUACCACAUGGACAUCAGCGAGGACAAGUUGCUCACCUGCUCUCUUGAUGACAAGAUCAAGCUGUGGAAUAUCAGGCGCCACUGA
Leishmania mexicana MHOM/GT/2001/U1103 is the source of this 2022-nucleotide messenger RNA. RefSeq lists its product as hypothetical. The record is from RefSeq and is a predicted model, not a curated record. Lineage: Eukaryota; Euglenozoa; Kinetoplastea; Trypanosomatida; Trypanosomatidae. The coding region runs from base 1 to 2022 and encodes 673 amino acids. The transcript has a single exon. Gene Ontology annotation, molecular function: protein binding.